AUGUAUAGUAAUUGUCAAUUCUGCAGUACAUAGAUAGAGGAACAUAAACUAGCAUCACACGAAUAUUAUUGCCAAAGAAAUAUCAUAAGAUGUGAUAGAUGUGGGGAAUUUUAUGAUAUAAAUUAAAAAUAAUUGCAUGAUGAAGAAUAUCAUUAAGUCUAAUAGUGCCAUGAGUGCAAGAAACAAGUUUAAGGUUUUCAAUUUCUUUAUAUUAAGAUUCGAAAAAACAUAUAUGUAGUAAUAAAUAAAUUGUAUGUGAAUAUUGUUAACAAUAAAUGCUUUAUGGUGAGUAUUAAAAGCAUGAGAAAACCUGUGGCAAUAGAACAUUACGAUGUAAUUAUUGUCUUGAAUAUAUAAUGAUGAGAAACAUAUAAUAUCAUUAAAAAAACUGCCCUGCUUUAAGGGCAAAUAAAUAGGAUUAGAGAUAAAAAAAUAUCACCAUUCAAGAAAUUUAGAAAAACGAAAUCAAUAAACUUUACUCCAAUUAGGGUUCAAACUAUAGUAAAGAUUCAGCUCAAGCAUAAUAAGGUCAAUAAUAAUUAAUUUAAUAAUUAAUUGGUUUGGAACAUAGUAUACAAGAUCCAGAAGUAAGCAAGUAUAUUUAAGAUAAGAAAUAGAUUCAGCAUUAUGAAUAUUGGAUGGCCUAAUAUCUAUUAAAUGCUAAUAUGGAGUAGAUGCAAAUGCAAAAGCAUAUGAAAGAUUCUAAAAAUAAGCCCGUGUAUUCUUAAGGACCUAAUGCAUCUUAAACUUCAAAUUAUGAUUAUUUCAGAUAAGAAAUUGACUAUCAAUAAAAUACACCAGAAAAUCAACUUUUACAUUAAUAAUUUUAAUAGAAUUAACAUAAUUAGAAUUAAAAUUUAAAGAUAAUGGACUAUUAAUAAAAUCUGUCUUAAAAGGUUUAAAAUCCAUCUGGAACCAAUUUCUAAUAGCCAUUUGCUUUAGAAUAACAAUUCAAUGACAACUCAAUUAUGGGUUAUCCGAAAAUGGAUAUAGGUCUCAAAAAUCAAAUAUAAUAUGAUUAAAAUAAGUAAAUGCAAUCACAAUAGAUGAAAUAGGAUAAUGAAAAAAAAAGAAUUUUUGAAAAUAGAAAUUCUUAAAAUAAAGAUGUCAAAAAUUCUAUUAAGGAUUCUGAUUAUAGUGAUAGUAUAAUAGGCAGAAUAUUGUUGGAGUCUAUUUAGGCUGAUUAAUUACAAAUGAGUUAUGCACAAUAUAAAUAACAUCAAAAACUUUAGAAAGAAAUUGAGACUAGAAGAUAGCAAUAGCCACAACCUAAUAUUAUCAAUUAAAAUUAAGCAUCCUCCAUCGAUACAGAGUUUUACUAUUUGUCAGAUUAGGAGAAAAUCUAAUAAAGAUUGUUGAUGGAACUUAUUUAAUAAAAUAAAAGGAAUUGAACAAGAU
Molecule: messenger RNA, 1398 nt
Organism: Paramecium octaurelia
Lineage: Eukaryota; Ciliophora; Oligohymenophorea; Peniculida; Parameciidae
Source: the annotation of a GenBank genome assembly